AUGAAGGUACGUACUCAACCCUCAACGUUAGGCACUGCUAAUCAAGUUGUGGUUGGUGCUACGCCUUUGGCCAGUCAAUGUUCACGCUGCGAUAACGACGGGGACGACAUUCACCAUUUGUGUAAUAUCUCAAAUGCCCACCACAAAUAUGACGAAGAUGUGGAUAUGGAGUUUAACAAACUUAUAGAAUGUAUUGAAGCGAAAAUAAGCGACGAUGACGACGACGAUAACAAUGAUGAAGAUAGGGAUGAUGAUGAUGAUGAUGAUGAUGAUGAUAUUUUUGACGGGCAAAGUGAUUGCCUCGUGUAUCCGAAAAUGGAGAGGGAAGAAAAAGACGUGUUUGCAGGGGUUACCCUUGAACCCGCUAUGGACUGUAAAGUAGGAAAUCGUUUCUCACCAAGCAAAGAGCAAAGUGUCAAAACAAUAGAAGAAAACACGUGGAAGGAUAACGACUGUAAAAGAAAUAUAACCUACAUCACAGAGCCGAUGCACUAUCAUCAGGAAAAAACACAAUGGAAAAAGAAAUCUUUUCAUGAUAGAAAAGCUGACAGCAAUCAUGAGGCAGAUUUGAUCCAAAACGAAACACCGGGAAUGUCACAGGGUCAGGUCUUUUGUUUGUCCAGUACAGAUAAUCAAAUUAAGUGUCCAGUAUUGAAGUCUUCUAUAGUUAUAAACAAUGGUCUUUAUAAAGACGACAUUAAAAUGGCUAAUCCCGAGAGUAAAUGUGAUUUUAAUAUCUGUGGAAAUUUAGCAGCCACUACACUUUCCUCCGUCACCGUCAAUUCGAUCAGUACGUGUUCUUUCUCAAUAAAAGCAAUAACAACACACGAGACAUCAGCAGCAGCUUCAUCGACGGCAAUCACUAAGGCAACGAGUCAAUACAAAAAUCCUGCUGAUGAAAAAUCACCCCUUGCGUCUGAUAAAACUUCGAUCUAUCUACCGCCAUUACAUUCAUCCAGCCGUGAAUGUCGCCAUCAUUUAGCACCUGCCUGCUCAUGGACAUCUUUAUCUUCUAUCGAUAUCACCAAAGAGACCAAAACGACAGGUAAUACUCACAACGCAUCCAUUUCGGAUAAUCGAAUUAACGAUAUAAUUACGAUUCAGCCCGACACACUUAAUCCGAAAAAUCAGUUUAGAAAACCAGUUCAGCAGCACGAAUUACAGAUAAUUGUCCCAACUGCGACAAAUUGUAAUAUUAACAACAAAGUGGAUAAUAAUUACCACGACUUCAGCGGCAUUGAAGACAUAGGAUCACCUUUACACUGUCCGGAAAAGCCCGUAUCAUAUUCGUCAAGUAUAUCUCUGUUUAUGUCAGCCAGUUCUCCUCGUGUAGCAGAUAAAGGAACAAGUGGUCUCGCAUUUACACCUUUCUAUUGCACACUGUCCCCUGUCUUGGACACAGUUCCACCUACGAAUCAGCCCUCAACAAAAUCUCUUUCUUUAUUUCUGUCUUUAUUUCUGUCUUUCAUUCGCUCUUUUCUUCUUUCUUUCUUUCCUUCUUUCUUUCUUUCUUUCUUUCUUUCUUUCUUUCUUACGGUCAUUUGCUUUUUCUUUCUUUCUUUUCCUAUUUCAUUGUUUGUUUGUUUCUUUCUUUCUUUCUUAAGGACUUUUCUAUUUCUUUCUUUCUUUGAUAUGGUCUUUUCUUUCUUUUUUCUUUCUUUCUUUCUUUCUUUCUUUCUUUCUUUCUUACGGUCAUUUGCUUUUUUUUCUUUCUUUGAUAUGGUAUUUUCUUUCUUUCUUUUCCUAUUUCAUUGUUUGUUUGUUUCUUUCUUUCUUUCUUUCUUCAGGACUUUUCUAUUUCUUUCUUUCUUUGAUAUGGUCUUUUCUUUCUUUUUUCUUUCUUUCUUUCUUUCUUUUCUUGUUUCUUUUUUUGUCAGGUGUUUUCUUUCUUUCUUUCUUUUUUUCUUUCUUUCUUUCCAAAAGCAUUUUUUUUAUUUAUGA
Messenger RNA from Acanthosepion pharaonis, 1941 nucleotides. The record is from the annotation of a GenBank genome assembly. NCBI's taxonomy places the organism in Eukaryota, Metazoa, Mollusca, Cephalopoda, Sepiida, Sepiidae.